This is a messenger RNA of Bombus huntii, 1116 nucleotides long. RefSeq names its product ES1 protein homolog, mitochondrial-like. Lineage: Eukaryota; Metazoa; Arthropoda; Insecta; Hymenoptera; Apidae. The record is from RefSeq and is a predicted model, not a curated record. The transcript has 4 exons. The coding region runs from base 1 to 723 and encodes 240 amino acids.
AUGGAAGAUAGAGUACAUCAUGCGUAUACGAUAACACCUACGUACAUGUUAUAUGAGAUUUUGUGCGGGUGCGGUUAUCUAGAUGGUACCGAAAUUUCGGAAGCCAUAUCGUCGACGAUACAUAUCUGCCAGAAAGAUAUGGCGCCACACUUUUACGCGCCGGAUGUAGACAUUUGCGAAACUGUCGAUCAUUUCACUAAACAACCAGAUACAAACAGUCCAUCCAGAAACGGACUAGUCGAAGCUGCCAGAUUGGCUAGAUCGAGCAUUAAACCGCUAUGCGAAUGUGAAGCUUGUAUGCAUGGGGCACUCGUUCUCCCUGGAGGAUUUGGUGCGGCAAAGACAUUGAGCAAUUUCGCAGAAAAAGGCGCCGACUGUACGAUACUUCCUGAUUUGGAAAAGCUUAUCGAAGACUUUUACUGUGAGAAGAAACCAAUUGCAUCGAUGUGCAUUGCAAGCGUUCUUGUGGCGAGAGUAUUAAAAGGUGUUAAAAUUACUCUUGGAAAAGAUUCACCAGCAAAAGAUUGGCCGUACGCCGAUGCUAUUAAGAAAGCAAAAGACAUGGGAGCCAGGAUAGAAAUGAAAAAUGUGAAGGGAGUAACGAGAUGUAAAAAAUACAAUGUCGUUAGUACACCAGCCUGGAUGUAUAAACCUGCGUCUUAUUUAGAUGUCCAUAAUGGUAUAGGGAAAUUAAUUACUGCGUUGAAAAAAUGCAUGAAUUGACAACGAUGUCUCGAUGUUCUAUUCGAUAUCAUAUUAAGUUUUUAAUCGCUUAAGUGAAUUACAAAUAUCCCGAUUAUCGUGAAGUUUUAUUUUUCUAUCUCUUUUUAAGUGCAUCGCUCGUGUGUAAAUAUUUAUCAAUUACUCGAAAUAUAGUGAUUGUAAAGUACAUUAAUAAAUUUUCAAUUUAUUAACUUUUCAUGCAAAAUCAGAAUCACUUACUCAUCGAGCAAAAUUUCAAUCGCAUAUCAUAAUAGUUAAUUUCAUUUGCUUAAAGCGAUUUUCAUACACAUCCUAAGAAAUCUUUUAAACAUUUGUCUCAAAAAUUGGUUGUACAAUAGUAGAAAGUAUAAGCAUUCUUGAAUUUUUUCCAUAUUUUGAAAACCCUACUUUUUU